CCCCCACACCCAAAAAAAAAAUACAUAAAAUAAAAAGAUAGAACCCCAAAAACACAGUGAAAAAGGAAGAGUCUUUGCUAUUUGUUUUUUGUUGGGUUUUCUUUCACCUCAUCUGAAACUUGCUCACAAGGCUCAGAGGAGGGUUUAGCUUUUCUGGGUUUUUAUUGAUCUUGCUGUGGGUGUAAAGGGUUUGGGAAAAGAGGUGAAAAGAUAGAAACUUUGGGGCAUUGGAAUGUGGGGGAGCUCUGGAACUCCUGGGGAUUCUUUCUAUGAGGUCCGCUCUGAGUGCACAGAUGUACCCAAAAGCCGGUUCAAGAUCAAGGCAGGUAAAACUCUAAGUUCAAGGAAAUGGCAUGCUGCAUUUUCUCCAGAAGGUCGUCUGGAUAUAGGCAAGACUUUGAGUCGAAUCCAUCGUGGGGGUAUCCAUCCAUCAAUUAGAGGAGAAGUUUGGGAAUUUCUACUUGGUUGUUAUGACCCGAAAAGCACAUUUGAAGAAAGAGAGCAGCUCCGGCUACGUCGAAGGAUAGAAUAUGCUAGGUGGAAGGAAGAUUGCCGCCAAAUGUUUCCUGUUGUUGGAAGUGAUAGGGGGCAGGCUUUAUCUUCAGAGGAAUACUUUAAAGCCAAUGGUCAUACCCUGAAUCCUGCUAGUGCUUUGGAACCAGUCAAGGAUAAGAAAAUAAUCCAGUGGCUGCUUACGUUACAUCAAAUAGGGCUUGACGUGGUUCGGACUGACAGGACGCUAGUGUUUUACGAGAAGCAAGAAAACUUAUCAAAACUUUGGGAUAUUCUAGCUGUUUAUGCUUGGAUAGAUACAGAUGUUGGCUACUGUCAAGGAAUGAGUGAUCUUUGCUCCCCCAUGAUUAUCCUUCUCGAUGAUGAAGCUGAUGCAUUUUGGUGUUUUGAACGUUUGAUGCGCAGACUGCGAGGAAAUUUCAGAUGUACUGAUAACUCUGUCGGGGUGGAGGCACAACUAAGUAAUUUGGCGGCAAUCACUCAAGUCAUUGAUCCAAAACUUCAUCAGCACUUAGAGACACUAGGUGGAGGUGAUUAUUUAUUCGCUUUUCGGAUGCUUAUGGUUUUGUUCCGUCGGGAAUUCUCUUUUUGUGAUUCAUUAUACCUUUGGGAGAUGAUGUGGGCUCUUGAGUAUGACCCUGACUUGUACAGUGUAUAUGAAGAUUCUGAUACUGAUGGUGAAAGGGCUGAGGGAUCUGGAUCUUCUAAAGGGAAAUCAAAGUCGAAACGUCAUUAUGGGAAGUAUGAGAGGGAAAAUAUGAAAGUGAAAGGUUCAGAAGCACCUCUCCCAAUAUCCAUUUUCCUUGUUGCCAGUGUCUUAAAAGAUAAGAGCUCAAAAUUACUGACAGAAGCUCGGGGUCUCGAUGAUGUUGUUAAGAUAUUGAAUGACAUAACUGGAAAUUUAGAUGCCAAAAAAGCUUGCAGUGGGGCAAUGAAACUUCACAAGAAAUAUCUUAAAAAGGCUCAGAAAACAUAGCAUCAGCAUCCACAUAAAACUUUGGCACAUCAAGAAGGAAUGUUCUUUGCAUUCUUUGUUAAGGGAUCUUUACUUUUUUUUCCCAGUCUCGGUUUAGAGUUUACAGAGCUGCAGAGUUGGUCCAACCUCAAUGUUGCCACAAAAGCAAGCGGUGUUUAUUAAGUUGAUCCCAAUUAUUUGUAUAUUGAUAACAUUCUUUAUAGGCCUGUAAUUUGUAAACCAUCAAGAGGGCCUAUGUUAUGUGUAAUCUUGUGUUUUAUGUAAUGAUAUUAUGAGAGGAAAAAAAGAUGAUGCGUAUACACUGGG
Messenger RNA from Fragaria vesca subsp. vesca, 1795 nucleotides. RefSeq names its product TBC1 domain family member 15-like. Lineage: Eukaryota; Viridiplantae; Streptophyta; Magnoliopsida; Rosales; Rosaceae. Gene Ontology annotation, molecular function: GTPase activator activity. The transcript is spliced from 12 exons. Gene Ontology annotation, biological process: activation of GTPase activity. The record is from RefSeq and is a predicted model, not a curated record. Bases 233 to 1489 code for a protein of 418 amino acids.